AUGAUUAGCCGUAACUUCAAGAAUAUACUGGUGGUCUCUGUCGGGUUUCUGUCUCUGUUCACGGCUUAUGGAGGGCUGCAGAGUUUACAGAGCAGCCUCAAUGCAGAGCAGGGGAUGGGCGUGGCGUCUCUGAGCGUUAUCUACGCCUCCAUCAUCGUCUCCUCUAUGUUCCUGCCCCCAAUCAUGAUCAAAAACCUGGGCUGUAAAUGGACCAUUGUUGUGGGCAUGGCCUGCUACGUCUCCUACUCCUUUGGAAACCUCUAUCCUGGAUGGUACACCCUCAUUCCCACCUCAGUGAUCCUGGGUUUGGGCGGCUCUCCUCUGUGGUCGGCUAAGUGCACCUACCUGACCAUCUCCGGCAACAUCCAGGCUGCUAAAGAAGGCAAGAAAGGAUCUGAUGUCAUCAACCAGUACUUUGGCAUCUUCUUUUUCAUCUUCCAGUCGUCAGCUGUGUGGGGAAACCUCAUGUCGUCACUCAUCUUUGGACAGGACAUCAACAUAGCUAUAAUCCCGGACGAGCAGCUAGAGUCCUGCGGAGCGGCUGAUUGCGGCCUCAAUAUCAGCAUCAACGGCACGACCAGCAAACCUGCUCAGAAACUGGUGUGGACACUUGUCGGAUGUUACAUUGGCGUGGGUGUGCUGGCUAUGCUGAUUGUGGCCAUUUUUCUGGACAACAUUGAUCGGGAGCAGUCCAGUGAGUUUCGGGAGAACAGGGAGCCGUUCUGCCACACUUUCCUGGCCACGUUCAGACUGCUGAAGGACUGGAGGCUGGUGACCCUCAUCCCUCUCACCAUGUACAGCGGCUUCGAACAGAGCUUCCUCUCUGGGGAAUACACCAAGAACUAUGUGACGUGUGCUCUGGGGAUCCAUUUUGUUGGUUAUGUGAUGAUGUGUUUUGGAGCCGCUAACUCUCUUUGCUCCUUUCUCUUUGGACGUCUUGCUCGGUACACUGGGAGAGCCGCACUCUUCUUCUUUGCUGCGCUGACCAACUUCGCCUGUAUCAUUGCUCUCUUAUACUGGAGGCCUCAUCCUGAUGAUCUGCCCGUCUUUUUCGUUUUUCCUGCUCUGUGGGGUAUGGCAGAUGCGAUCUGGCAAACUCAGACCAACGCUCUUUAUGGCAUCCUCUUCCCCCGGGAAAAAGAGGCAGCGUUUGCAAACUACCGAAUGUGGGAGUCACUCGGUUUCGUCAUCGCCUUCGCCUACAGCACUUUCUUGUGCCUGGAGUAUAAACUGUACAUCCUACUGGCUGUUCUGGUGCUGACUGUCGUUACUUACCCCAUAGUGGAGUUCUACGAACACAAGAAUCCCACACCACCCAUUGAGGAGGGAACCUACCAGUCUCACCAGGCAAAAAUUGAAACAGAUGAGCACAAGAUAAUUUACGAGACAUCAAUGUAGAGACUG
Plectropomus leopardus (leopard coralgrouper) is the source of this 1404-nucleotide messenger RNA. It is a transcript of the gene unc93a, whose product is annotated as unc-93 homolog A. The record is from RefSeq and is a predicted model, not a curated record. Lineage: Eukaryota; Metazoa; Chordata; Actinopteri; Perciformes; Serranidae.